CAAACAGGUAUACAUAAUUUGACACCUGUUUCGCGUUUAGAUCAGUCGUUUGGGGAUAGAGAGAAGAUAACUGCGGGAUCUAUUCGUUAUUAAUCUUAAGGCUUAACAAAAAGCGGAAUAACUCUUUUUGGUUGGAUUUCUAGUUUUUCUUAAAGCUUUGUUCUCUCUUAAACCAAGAUGAAGUUUUUAGUCGCCUUGUUUGUUGCGGUGUUAGUGGAAGUGGUCGCCUCAUGUUCUUGUAACAAUAUGAAAUGGGCCACAUGUGAUGGAGACCCAUGCCAGUGCACUCUUCAAUUCACGAAGACAUACAAGCAACCGAUUGAUUGUACAAAAUUGAUUCCCAAGUGCUUCCUUAUGAAAGCGGAGAUGUUUCUCACCAGAAAUAACAAGUCUGCAAAAUUACUUGGUGGGAAGCCGGUAGAAACGGCCUUUGUGGACAAUGACGGCAUCUAUGACCCGGAGUGUGAGAAUGAUGGAAGGUUCAAGGCUAUCCAGUGUAACGGCACUGAAGUGUGCUGGUGCGUCAACAGUGCCGGUGUGCGCAGAAGUGACAAGGGAGACAAGAACAUCAAGUGUGAGCCUGUGGAGACCUAUUGGGUUCGUCUGGAACUGAAGCAUAAAGAUGUGGCUGCUCCUGACGAUGUUGCCAAAUGGAAGACUGGGAUUGAAAAUGCCUUACAGGAACGUUACAAGUUGGAUAAGAAAUUUGUGUCGGAGGUUCAGUAUGACAAAGCUGGCCGUCUCCUUGUUGUGGAUGUGAAAAAGCCUAUUGGAUCCAGUGAUCCAGACAUGUCCCUCAUGACUUACUACAUGGAGAAAGACGUCAAAGUUCUGCCCCUCUUUCAAAACGCUCAACCAUUUGAAGUCAGUGUUGAGGGAUCCAAGGUGUCCAUGGAGAACAUCCUGGUCUACUAUGUAGAUGAAGUGGCGCCCACCUUUACCAUGCAGAGGCUGACUGGUGGUAUCAUUGCUGUCAUUGUGGUGGUCAGCUUGAUUGUGAUUGCUGGACUUCUAGUUAUCUUCUUCAUUGCACGGCGACAGAAGGCCCAGUACAGCAAGGCACAGCCCAGAGAGAUGGAGACCAUGUCUUAAGCUAUUGAUGACAUCUCGUGUACUUGAGUCUGACACUGGGAUGUGCUCCAUGCUGAAGCUGAUACCUGCUGUAUAUUUGCUUGUGACCAUUUAUUAGAAACUAAGUGUCUGUUACAGGCUGAGUACAGUUUUUUUUUUUUAAUUGUUGCACUUUGCCAUUUAAUGAUGGCUCAUUUUCAAUUGGAUCAAUGUUUUAACAUUGUACAGUUUGUGACUUGUAAGUUUUAAUAAAAUUUUAGUUUUUUGUUAAACUUUUGUCAUGAAAGUUUUAAAUAUUCUGGCAUGUGGCAGAUCAACUUGUCAUAUGGUAGUCUUGAUAAAUCAAAAUCCUUUUAUCUAUAGAGCUGUAUUUGUGUUGCUAAAUGAAAAGGACUAUCCUAGCACAAAACCAUUCCUAGCUUUUGUUUGCAACCACAUGAUUUGUCCUUUUCAGCCCAGGGCAAGCAGUUGAGCUGCACAUGUUCUCUGCCUUAGUUUCACCACAAUUCGAAUCGGUGAUGGAUGCUUUGUUGAAUGAGACUAGUUUUAGCGUGACAACACUUGUCCAUUUAAAUGAUGUGGUGUCAAGUAGACAAUUUACUUCUGCACUGCAAAACUACUUUCUGUAAAUGUGAGAAU
Cyprinus carpio (common carp) is the source of this 1710-nucleotide messenger RNA. RefSeq names its product epithelial cell adhesion molecule-like. The record is from RefSeq and is a predicted model, not a curated record. Gene Ontology annotation, cellular component: membrane. NCBI's taxonomy places the organism in Eukaryota, Metazoa, Chordata, Actinopteri, Cypriniformes, Cyprinidae.